Molecule: messenger RNA, 1512 nt
Organism: Phycomyces blakesleeanus NRRL 1555(-)
Lineage: Eukaryota; Fungi; Mucoromycota; Mucoromycetes; Mucorales; Phycomycetaceae
Product: CYP5206 protein
Exons: 10
Coding region: 1-1512 (503 amino acids)
Molecular function (GO): iron ion binding; monooxygenase activity; heme binding
Source: RefSeq, a predicted model, not a curated record
AUGAGUCAUAGACUCUUGAAAAUUAAAGACAGCAAUCAUAUCAUUCCAAUUUUUGGAGUUGUUAUGUUGGGCCUGGCUGCCAAGUAUGUCUAUCGCCUAUACUCAAGUUCUAAACAGAAACAAAGAUUAAAUGACCCUUGGUACAAAGAGGGAUUUAAAGACAUACCCUCACCGUCCGAGAAGUAUCCUUAUAUCGGACAUAUGCUGUCUUUGGGAGACAAUCCUAGUUUUCAACUAGAAAAAUUGCAUCAAGAACUAGGACCAAUAUUCCGUCUCCAAAUGGGUACUCAACGCUGGGUUCUUUUAAGCGAUCCUUUACUUGCUCACGAUCUGUUUGUUCGGAAUGGAAUCAACACUUCAGGCCGCCAUCCACAGAAAUUCUCGUACAAAAUGUACAGCAAAGGUGGAAGAGGUAUUGUUUUUAGUCAACCCGACAAGAAAUGGAAAAAUAGUCGGACAGUUGCUCUCAUGGUUUUGUCGUCAAAAUUUGUCGAUCCACUGCAGAAAUCUAUUGAAGACAUAGCCGAGAGCACGGUUCUGGCCGUAUUUGGAAAAACUACCCAAUCUCCCGAUGAUCCUUUUAUAAGGCAGAUUAUUCGAGACACAGAAAAGGGGAAUCUUUUGGUUGGCUCUUCGGGUAAUCUUACUUCUUUUUUACCUGGUCUAUCGUGGAUCGAAGAUCUUUAUCAUGGAAAUACAAGAGAGAAAUUGAUUGAACACCGGGAUCAAGAUUUGAAGAAAUUGAUUGCUGAUGCAGUAGACGGGGAUGUCGACUGCCUGGCCAAGCAAAUGAUGACUUUUAAAGAUGAAUACGGUUUAGAUGAUCAGGAUAUGCUUGUUAUUUUGAGCGAUUUGAUCAGUGCUGGUGAAGACACUACAUCUCUAUCAAUGUCUUGGCUCUUUGGGAUAUUGCCUCAUUAUCCUGAUAUUCAAAGAAAAAUGUGUGCUGAGAUUGAUGCAAUUGUUACAAAAUAUGGUCGAAUGCCCGUAUUCUCGGAUCGUGAGGAGAUGCCAUACAUUGUUGCAGUUUUAAGAGAAAAUCUUCGCUUUAGAAGUUCGGUCAACUUUAGUAUUCCCCGAUAUUCAACCGAUGAUAUUGAAUUUCACGAAUACUUUAUUCCAAAAGACACCGUACUUAUAACGAGCAUGUACACAAUGCAUAUGAGACCAGAAAACUUUAGUGAGCCUGAAAAGUUUAUUCCAGAACGUUUCUUGGAUGAUAUGCGUACAUGGUCUGCUUCUGCUAAUGGUGCGAUUGAAGAUCGUGAUAUGUAUGCUUUUGGAUGGGGAAGACGUGUCUGCCCUGGUAUUUAUUUGGCCGAGGUGGAAAUAUUUAAUGUCAUGGUACGCACUCUUUCUCGCCAUACUAUUGAACCCGGAUUGGAUUCUUUUGGAAACCUUGUUUACUGCAGUAUGGAUACUUUGGAUACUCAUGGCAUUACCUUUGGGCCAAAAGAUUUUACGAUAAGACUUGUUGAAAGGAAGGAUAGUUCUUUAAAUUACAGCUCAUAA